GCUGAGGUUCCAGGAGUGGGAGCUGCGGGAGCAGGAGCUGAUGAGGGCAGCCGUGACCUGAGAGCAGAGGAGCCACCUCUUGGAGACCUUUUUCAGGCACCUUUUCUCCCAGGUGCUGGACAUCAACCAGGCGGACGCAGGGACCCUGCCCCUAGACUCAUCACAGAAGGUACGGGAGGCCCUCACUUGCGAGCUGAGCAGAGCUGAGUUUGCCGAGUCCCUGGGCCUCAAGCCCCAGGACAUGUUUGUGGAGUCCAUGUUCUCCCUGGCGGACAAAGAUGGCAAUGGCUACCUGUCAUUCUGGGAGUUUCUGGACAUCCUGGUGGUCCACAUGAAAGGCUCUCCUGAGGAGAAGUCUCGCCUUAUGUUCCGCAUGUAUGACUUUGAUGGGAAUGGUCUCAUUUCCAAGGACGAGUUCAUCAGGAUGCUGAGGUCCUUCAUCGAGAUCUCCAACAACUGCCUGUCCAAGGCCCAGCUGACGGAGGUGGUGGAGUCCAUGUUCCGGGAGUCCGGCUUCCAGGAUAAGGAGGAGCUGACGUGGGAGGACUUCCACUUCAUGCUGCGGGACCAUGACAGCGAGCUGCGAUUCACACAGCUCUGCGUCAAAGUCCCUCCCCCAGAGUGAGCGCUCGCUGUCCCCACAGCAACGCUGACAUGGAGUGGACAGCACAGAGACUGCAGUGCCCCAUGGACACAGACCCUCCCCAGGAGAUUCGAUGGAGGUUUGGCAAGAAGGUAACAUCAUUCCAGCCCCUGCUGUUCACGGAGGCCCACCGGGAGAAGUUUCAGCGCAGCCGGCGCCACCAGACCUUGCAGCAGUUCAAGCGCUUCAUCGAGAACUACCGCCGCCACAUUGGCUGCGUGGCUGUGUUCUAUGCCAUCAGCGGGGGCCUUUUCCUGGAGCGGGCCUACUACUACGCAUUUGGGGCUCACCACAUGGGCAUCACGGACACCA
This is a messenger RNA of Ailuropoda melanoleuca (giant panda), 955 nucleotides long. Its product is annotated as dual oxidase 1-like. Gene Ontology annotation, molecular function: calcium ion binding. The coding region runs from base 242 to 625 and encodes 127 amino acids. The transcript has 7 exons. The record is from RefSeq and is a predicted model, not a curated record. Lineage: Eukaryota; Metazoa; Chordata; Mammalia; Carnivora; Ursidae.